UCGUUCAGUGGCGUUCGUUUUGUGUCUGCGCGGAAAUAUCCCAACUUAAUUAAAUAAUUGUGCAAAAUAUGAGGCUUGUUUUACAUUCAUAUCGGCAAGGUCACACGGCUAAUGAAGAAUAUUUUCAGAACAAGUGUGUGAUGCAUUGCAACGCACGAAGUGAAUGACAAGUUCCAAGAGUUUCUAACAAGGGUUUUGCAUUAAUUGUAUUUCAUGAAGCUUCGUGUUAAAACGCAUUGAAGAAAAGUUUAGCUUCGAGACAUAAACAAUAAAAUAAAGGAAGAGCAUCCCGGACCCCGGCAUGUCUCGGCUGUCAACCCUGGCUGUGGCAGGGCUACUGCCCCUGCUGUGGGUGUCGCUGGUGGGGGGCAGCGCCCAGAUCGUCUUCCCCAAGGAUGAGACUCCCCCUGCUGCCGCCCGACCGGCUGUCGCUCUCACUGCUGAUAACCCUACACGAUUGGCAGCUCUUACUGAAGAUGAGGCUUCGGUGAGUCUCACUGCGUCCCGCGUAGGAGGAAGCCAUGUCUCGGGAGGAGGCCAUGUCUCGGGAGGAGGCCAUGUCUCGGGAGGAGGCCAUGUUUCAAACGUCGCCCAAUUCAACAGCCCCAAGCCCGCGGCCAACAGCGGGAUUGGACUCUUCUUCCCGCGAGAUGAACCAUUGCCAAAGGUAAGCUGCGUCACUGCCGCAGGGGAGCCGGGGCUGUGCCGCCUGCUGGUGCAGUGCGCCACCUUCUUCGCCGACAUCGCGGUGUUGUCGCGCUCGCCGUGCGCCAUCGACGCCAACAAGUCGGGCGUCUGCUGCCCCGUGGUCGCCCAUCCCACCCAGGACACCAACAGCAUCGUGGAUAAACCUCCUCCCGCGGACGUCGCCCGACCAAAUCUUGAGCCUCAGCAGAUCAAUUUUGCCGUCGAGCAGUCGCAGGAGCAAGAGAAGAGGAAAAUCGAAUUCGAGAGGGAACUUGUCUUUAAGAACAUCGUUGCUGAGAAAAACACGCCCGUGUUCCUACACGCACGCCUCUUCGACCCGAGCCCCAACGUGGUGGACAAGGCCAAAACGGCGGCCGUCGCACUCUCGACCACCCUCAAUAUAGUCAAGGAGUUUAGCUUCAGCAAAGAAGAAGCUGAGUCUGGCCUGAGCAAACUGAGCGUCAAGGAUACGAUCAUUGCUGACUCAUGCCCUCCUGAUCCCAUCUGCCCUGAAACUAAAUACCGGACAGCGGACGGAUCCUGCAACAACAUCCGCCACAAGGAGUGGGGAAUGGCAGCAACCGCUUACCAGCGCAUCAUCAUUCCAGACUACAGUGAUGGAGUGAACGCGCCCCGCCUGAGCGUGUCGGGUUCUCCCCUUCCCUCGCCUCGCGCCCUAAGCCAAAGGAUGUUCGUCAUGAGGGACGACCUCUACCAGGAGUUUACGCUGCUCAUCAUGCAGUGGGGACAGUUCCUGGACCAUGACAUCACGCACACUCCCAUUAGCAAAGGGGACAACUUCGCCGACAUCGUGUGUUGCUCGCGGGGCGCCAUGCGGCCACCGCAGGAGCUGCACCCCGAGUGCAUGCCCAUCGAGAUCCCCGAGGACGACGCGUUCUACGCGCGCUUCUCGCAGCGCUGCAUGGAGUUCACUCGCUCCGCUCCCGCCAUCAGGAAGGAAUGCAAGUUCGGGCCCCGCGAGCAGAUGAACCAAAUCACCGCUUAUAUUGACGCAAGCAACGUGUACGGGUCAAGUGAGAGCGUGCAGCAAGGACUGCGUGAGGGCAGAGGAGGGAGGCUGCGCGUGACGAGGCAGGACGAGCGGGAUCUACUGCCGGGGGACCAGCGGGCCCUGGGUUGCCGGGCCACGAGACCUCUCUGCUUCAGAGCAGGUGAUGUGCGCGUGAACGAGCAGCCGGAUUUGGUUGUGCUGCACACGAUCUGGAUGCGACAACACAACAAAAUCGUGGCCGAACUCUCGCGCCUCAACCCGAGCUGGACCGACGAGGCGCUCUUCCAGGAGGCUCGUAGGAUUGUCGUGGCGCAGAUGCAACACAUUACCUACAACGAAUAUUUGCCCAUUGUUCUCGGACAAGACUUCAUGGUGAGCUUUGGCUUAGUGCCACUUCCGAGUGGAUUCGCCAAUACCUACAAUGACAAGGUCGAUGCCUCCAUCAACAACGCCUUUGCCGCCGCCGCCUUCAGAUACGGACACACUCUCGUCACCAGCAACAUUCAGGGAUACUCGAAGUUCGGAAACGUCGACCGCGACUUAAAACUGAGUCAUUCUCAGUUUUCUCCGUUCUUCCUGUACGAGAAGGGUACGCUGGACUCCAUGUUACGAGGCCUGUCUAUCCAACCCAGCCAAAAAUUCGACAACAUCUUCACGGAGGAGUUGACAAACCGCCUGUUCGCUCAAAAUGGUUCGUUCGGUAUGGACUUGAUAGCGCUGAACAUCCAGCGCGGCCGCGACCACGGCUUACCCGCGUACAACCAGUGGCGGAAAAUCUGCCACCUGCCCACCGCUCAGCAGUUCUCUGACUUCACUGACGUCAUUCAGCCUGAGAACGUGGAGAGGUUGGCAACGCUGUACGAUAACGUGGACGACGUCGAUUUGUUCAUUGGAGGACUGAUGGAGACGCCCAAAGCUGGCUCACUGCUCGGCCACACGUUCCUUUGCAUCGUUGGAGAUCAAUUCGCUAGACUCAAACUCGGAGAUCGUUUCUUCUACGAGAAUGGAGGCUUGCCGUCUUCUUUCUCGGAAGCGCAGUUGGAUCAAAUCCGCAAGACGAGCAUGUCGCGGAUCAUAUGCGACAACUCCGAUGAUAUACAGACAAUCCAACCACUGGCCUUUAUCCAAGCCAACCUUCCAAACCAGCGGGUCUCCUGCAAAGACGAGGUCCUCAUCCCCAGGAUGAGUCUCGAGCCCUGGCGCAACGAGCCCGUGUCGCUCUGAGUGCCGGAGUUACCCUAAAAAGGACGACGCAGUUCUUGCAGGCCACGUUGUAGAUCACAUGGAACUAUAGCGCGCGUAACUGCUUAGGUUUGAUCGAAUAGUGUUGCUGCACUAAAUCGGGUUCUAAAUUUAUUUCCAUGUUUCAUGUUAGAUAAGCGUUCGAACAUUCAAUUGCGAAAAUAUCCGGAAAAGAUUCAUAGAGCCUCAAAAGAGGUAGUUAUAUUAUCAACAACAGGUAUGUAAUUUUGCCUGAAAUCAAUAUCAAUAAUAUCUUGCACAUA
Molecule: messenger RNA, 3204 nt
Organism: Hyalella azteca
Lineage: Eukaryota; Metazoa; Arthropoda; Malacostraca; Amphipoda; Hyalellidae
Product: peroxidase
Exons: 17
Coding region: 302-2923 (873 amino acids)
Biological process (GO): response to oxidative stress
Molecular function (GO): peroxidase activity; heme binding
Source: RefSeq, a predicted model, not a curated record